Paramecium sonneborni is the source of this 5339-nucleotide messenger RNA. The record is from the annotation of a GenBank genome assembly. Lineage: Eukaryota; Ciliophora; Oligohymenophorea; Peniculida; Parameciidae.
AUGUUUUUUCAUUUUAUCUCUGGCACUUAAUUGAUAAUUCUUAUUCAUUAAGUUGUAGCAAAUUGGAGGCUUAUUGAUUAAAGUUUUUUAGAGAUCCAAAUUGCAAACAAUAAUUGGAAAUUAGGAGAGAGAUGUUCUGAUAAUGAUAAUUAUUCAAUUUCAUACUCUACUUGUAGUGUGAAUUAACUACAAUAUAUAAAGUUAAACUAAAAUCGACAAUAUUUAUACAAAUUAUUUCGUUUUAAGAUUUUCCAGGCUAGAUUAAUAUUUGAUGUCUUUUAUGAUGAUGCUGAUAAUUCUCAAGAUUCAGACUUAGAAGUUAGUUAUUAUAGCAAUUAAGUUUCUGAUAAUGAUAUAAAAUUGUAUUAACGACGUUAUAAGAAAUCUGAUUUGAAUUAGAACAGUGCUCGAAUUUGUCAUAGUAGUUGGGGUGAUUUUGAAUCCAAAACUAUUGUAAGUACUGUUGUUAGUUCUAAUACGAACAAAUUUACAAUAAAAUUUUGUUUUAAUCCAGAAAAUGAAGAUAUGGUGGUAGGGAUUAAAAAUGUAUUAAUUUACGUAAAUACUUGUCAUCCAACUUGUUUAACUUGUAACGGUCCUACAGAGACUGACUGUUUAUCAUGUUUUGAUAUUUAAAGUGUAUAAGGAGGGAAAUGUAUUUGCAUACCGGAUCAAUAAUUUUCUGAAACAUAUAUAGGAUGUCUGUAAGAAUGUAGUAGAGAAAAUUCAAUUGCGCGUUUUGAUAAAAUAUGUGUGAAUGAUACUAGAAUAAAGGCAAAUUUUACUCUAUUCUAAGAUGCACAAAUCCCUCUAUCAAAUCAAAGAUAUUUUCCUUUGAUUUAUCAAUAAGAUGAUUUUAAUCAAAAAAACUCAGAUUUAGUAUAUGAGAAUUGUAAUGGAAUUGAUUUUAUUGGAAAAUUUUAAUUUAAUGAAGGAAUGAUAUACUAAAUGAGUUUUGAAAAUGCUGUUAAAUUUAUUAGAAUUAGGAUUACAUUUUAUAUGUUUAAUUUCUAUGAGACAAGCAAUAUUGAAAUCUUACACAAUAAUCAAAUUCAAUCUAAAAUAAUAAAAUAUUCAUCUGAUUUCUAGGUUGAAAAUUCAUUGAAAAUAUUUGAGAAGAAUCAAAUCUGUAAUGAUAAUAGUUACACAUUGUUAAGGGUAGAGACGACUUUUUAAUUAUUUAAUCCUAAUCCAAUUAUUUUAAUUAAAGGAUAAACUCAAUAUAUAAAUGAAUCUUGGGGAUUUAGAAAUGUUACUGUGGACACUGGUUUUUGUUAAGAAAAUUGUUUAAUAUGUUCUGAUUUUUAUACUUGCACAUAGUGUUCUACAACAUAUUAAUUAUAUAAAAAUAAAUGUGUUCUGACUUGUCCUAUUCAUUCAUCAAAUUGUAUUGAUUAUGAAGAUAUUGUUCCAUGUAAAUUAUUAUUAGAUUAUUUUUAGAUUCUAGAUACAUUGCCAAAGGAUUUUAUGAUUUAAAUAUGACACUUGAUGAGAUUCAAUCAUUUUAUGAUACUACAACAGAUCCAUCUUCUAUUUAAUCAUCAAGUUAAAAAUUUUCUUUUUUGAAUAAUAAAAUAGUUUUAGGAGGUUUAUUAGUAUGGAAUGAUGGGUCCUAUAUCAAAACAUGGUCUAUCUCAAAACCUCAUUAUGCAGCCUCAAUUUAUUUUAAUUUAACUUAUGGAGAUGGUUAUACUGGAUCAUUUUCAUAUAAGAUAGGUGCUUCUUCAAGUAGUUAAUGGUCAGCACUUUUUAGUAAACUAGUAGGAGGAUAAAAUUUGGUUGGUCGUACUGAUCUUGAAAGCACUCGUUACUUUAAUAUAAGUUUAACAAACUUUUAAUCCAAUAAUCUUUAUGUUGAAUUUAAAUGUGAUGUUGCAACUGCAAAUAUAACAAAGGAAUUUUGUGCAAUAUCUGAAUACUUCAUUGUUAUUCAUUAUGUAUAUUAUUUAUUAUUAUUGUAAAGUGUCCUCCUUUUUGCUCUAGCUGUACAAGUUUGUCCACAUGUUUAGAUUCGGGAUAUACUGGCCAAAAUUGUGAUAAUAAUUAAUAUUUAGACUUUAAUCCAUUAACUGAAACUUAUAGUUGUAUAGAUUGUAAUUAAUCUGGAUGCUAUUCAUGUACAAGUUAAGAAGAAUGCACUUAAUGUGUUAGUAAUUAGUUUUAUUUGACAAAUGGACUUUGUUUGUGUAAUCCAUUUACAUAUUUAUAAGGAAAUAAUUGUUUUUAAUGCAAUAAAUAUUGUGAAAAUUGUUAUGGUAAUUCAUAAUUUAAUUGUCUUACUUGUGUAAGAGAUUAUAAUAGAAGUAUUCAAAAACAUUAAUGUUAAUGUUUACCUGGAUAUUAUGAUGAUGGAAUAAAUUUACCAUGUCUUCCUAUUUGUGGAGACUUAUUAAGAGUAGAAGGAGAAGAUUGUGAUGAUGGAAAUAAUAAUCCAUUUGACGGUUGCCAUAAUUGUAAAUUUAGUUGUAAUUUUGCUUGCGAUAUUUGUUUAAAUGGAAAGUGUUAUCAAUGUAAAAGUGGAUAUGAAGUUUAUAAUAAUGAUUGCCGCUCUAAUUGCUUAGGAAAUACAAUUACAUUACUCUAAUAAUGUAAUGAGGAUUAAAAAAACUGCUUUAAUUGUCAAUAAAAAUGCCCUCUUAAUUGUAUAGAUUGCCUUUUUGGAAGUUGUAUUUAAUGUGAUGAAGAUCGAGGAUGGUACAUUUAAAUAGAUGGAACAUGCAAUUCUAUUUGUGGAGAUGGAAUUGUAUCACAUGAUGAAUAAUGUGAUAAUGGUAAUUUAUUAUCUGAUUUUUAAUGUGUCAAUUGUAAAUUAUAAUGUUAAGAAGAAUGUACAACAUGCGUUAAUGGAGAAUGUUAUCAAUGCAUUUAAGCAGGAUGGCAAUUAAAUGAUCUUGAUAGGAACUGUUAACCUAUUUGUGGUGAUUUAUUAGUAUUAGGAAAUGAAUAAUGUGAUGAUGGAAACUACUUAGAUAAUGAUGGAUGUGAUAACUGCAAAUUUCAACUUUAAGAGUAAUGUAGUCUUUAUGAUAAUGGUUAAUGCAGAGUAUGUAAUGUUGAAGGAUGGGAACUUACUAUUUAUAGAUGCUCUACAAUAUGUGGAGAUUAAUUAAUAUUAGGUACAGAAGAAUGUGAUGAUGGGAAUCUUAUUCCUUAUGAUGGAUGUUAUGAAUGCAAAUUUUCAUGUGAAGAAUAAUGUACUUUAUGUGAAAAUGGAGUUUGUUAAGCUUGUCUCAAGCCAGGAUGGAUUAUUAAUCAACAGAACGUAUGUACUAUUUAAUGUGGAGAUGGAAUAGUUAUUGAUCCAUACGAAUAGUGUGAUGAUGGAAAUGAUAUUCCGUAUGAUGGUUGUUAUUAGUGUGAAUUUUAAUGUUCUUAAGGUUGUAUUGAAUGUCAAUAAGAAUAAUGUAAGAAAUGUGAUUAUUUAUAUCAUUUGGAUAUUUAAACAGCCUAAUGUCUAAAGAAAAAUAUCCUAGAUGAUUAUAAUAAUGAUUAAUUUGUUAAGAUGUAGCUUAUAUAAUAAACAAAUCUAAGAUGUGGAGAAAAUCAAAUGUUAAUCGAUCAUGUAUGUAAUAAUUAAUGUGGAAAUGGAAUAAUAAUGAAUUAAGGAAUGUGAUGAUGAAAAUAAUUAUGGAGGAGAUGGAUGUUCUAAUUUAUGUCAUAUAGAAGAUUCAUUUCAAUGUAUGAAUUAAUAGGACUCAUUAAGUUUAUGCACAUAUAUUUUAGCUCCUGAAUUUAAUUUGAAUAUUCAAUCUGAUAAAACUUAAUAAACAUAAAUUGUUGAGUUAACAUUCACUUAAUAAGUAAAAUUGAAAGAAGCUCUAAAUUUAGAAGAAAUCAUGGUAUUUAAUAUAAUUCCAGCUACUCGAUAUCAUUUAACUACAAGCUUUAUUACAAAUUUAACAAUAUCCUUAAACAAUCCCAAAUAUAUAAUUUAUAUUGAAUUUUUUGAACCUAUAUAUGACCCAAUUUUACAAGUUGACAUACAAAAAAAUACUAUAAUCAAUCAAUAUGAAUUAAACUUAUAGAAUAAUAAUAAAACUGUUAAUCUUGGCACUCCUUUUGUUCUCUCAGAAACUACUAAAUUAUAAUUAACAUCUAUCGUAUAAUUAAAUGAUGUCAUGAUGUAUUCUAUGGCUGGAGUAUCAAGUUUGGCUUUGGUAACAGGAAAUGCAAUUAUGUUUUUUAAUUUAUUAGAGCUAUUGUAGUCAUUAUCUUAUGUGAGAUAUAUGCAAUGCUCAUUUCCACCACAUUUGAAUUACUUUUUAAACACUUACACUAAAAUCUCAAUGCAACCCAUUUUUGAUUAUUUAUAAAUAGAUUAACUAUUACAUAAAUUAAAUGGAGAAAAUACAUCAAAUUAAGAAACCAAUAAGUUACAAGAAGACAAGAACAUAAUUUUCAAUUAAUCAUAUUUGCUCAAUGCCAAAAGUUGUUAUUUUUCCAUUUUUUCAUCUGCAUUAACUUACAUUAUUUAUUGCGAAUUAACAUCUGAAAGCUUAUAAAAUUUAAUUAAUAAACUCUUUUAAAAAUUCAAAUAAAAUAUUAAAAUCUUAAAAUUACUAUCAAUAUUUUAACGAAAGAUACAAAAAAAGUGUAUAAUACAAAAAAGAGAAUACUUUUCUAAUGGAAUAUUUAAAGUUUAUUUUGCUAUUCUCCAUUAAUUUAUGUUUAGCUCAAUUUUAUAGUUUCCAAACUACCAAUUUGAUUCAUUAUUUUCAAUUUUUAACAGUAUUAAUUCUAUUUUUGGAUUAAUGUUGAUUUUAAUAUCUAAUUUAUCGUUACUUUAAAUUACUACAGCUAAAAUAAAAGAUAUAUGCAAGUGGAAAUAUUUUUAUAUUGAGACUAAUACUGGAUUUUGGGCAGCUUAAUUUAAAGCAUUUUAAAUUUACAGAAUCUUGUGUUAUAUAUUUAUUAUCGUAAAAUUAAGAGACUAUCCUGAAGCCCAAUCAAUCCUGCUUUCAAUCCAAUCAUUGUUGUUCUUAAUAUACAUGAUCAAGUUUAAGCCAUUGAAAUCAUUAUUUGAACUUUCCAAGCUCAUAUGUAGAGAAUUUUUAUUAACGAUUAUUUCAGGAACAUUUUUAGCAUAUAGUUUUGAAUUGAGUUAAGAUAAUUUUAUCCUGAUUGGUUGGAUUCACAUUAGCAUGUUUUCUACUAUUAUGGCUUCUAAUUUGUUUAUAGAUUUGUUUUCAUAAUUCAAGAGAAUAUAUGAUAAUUAUAAAUAAAAGAAAAUUAAGCAGAAAAUUUAAGAGGAAAGAGAAUAUCAAUUCAAACAUUUAUAGGGGUUUUCAAUUAAUAAGAAUGAUUAUUAAUAGAACGAGUAGUUUCUGUAAAAGCAAUGA